Trifolium pratense (red clover) is the source of this 1409-nucleotide messenger RNA. Its product is annotated as TOG array regulator of axonemal microtubules protein 2-like. Gene Ontology annotation, biological process: microtubule cytoskeleton organization. Gene Ontology annotation, cellular component: cytoplasmic microtubule. The transcript is spliced from 5 exons. Bases 331 to 1224 code for a protein of 297 amino acids. The record is from RefSeq and is a predicted model, not a curated record. Gene Ontology annotation, molecular function: microtubule binding. Lineage: Eukaryota; Viridiplantae; Streptophyta; Magnoliopsida; Fabales; Fabaceae.
GUUGUAAUCUUUUUCCAUAAUGUGCGUGUUGCAAGUUGCAACAACUCCAAACAAAAUUCAAAUGUGACGCUGGUUUAGCAGGAAAAGUUACAAAAGGUGUUUUUUGUUGCUUAGUUUUUCCCUUCAUUCAUUCACAUCCAUGCCACUAAGGAAUGUUACCGUUAUAUGACUUAUAUCACUAACGUCUCUUUCCAUUUCUAUAACAUCUCAAAUCUACAACACAAUUUUUAUACUCAAAAUCAAAUCUCACAAAACCAUACUAUUCUCUCAUAACAUCAUCGAUCAAUCAACAAAGAUUCUUCGUUUUCUUCAUUCAUUCAUUCUGUAACAAUGGCACUUAGACCCAUUGAUAAUGCUCUUCCAACCAUAACCCAAGAAAGACCCAAAAAACAACCUAAAAUUGUUGUUUCAACUCAAAAACAACAACCUCGUACCUCUUCUAAUGACGAAAAUCAAGUCCCAUCGGAACCGACCAUUGAUUACAUUUCAUCCGACAACCUUAAACCCAUGUCGGAUCCUGAAGCUCAGAUUCAAAAUUUGAUUGGAAAUUUGGAUUCGAAAAAUUGGGUCAAGGUUUGUGAAUCGUUGAAUGAUGUUAGGAGAUUUGCAUUGUACAAUUCUUCUCUUCUAUUACCCAUCUUGGAUAAAAUUUUGUUGGUGGUGGUGAAGUCAAUGAAGAACCCUCGUAGUGCUUUAUGCAAAACCUCUAUUAUGGCUGCUUCUGAUAUUUUCAAUGCUUUUGGUGACAAAUUGUUUGACCCUUCCACUUUUGAGGCAUUUGAUGGCUUGCUAUUGCAGCUGCUUCUGAAAGCUUCUCAGGAUAAAAAGUUUGUGUGCGAAGAAGCUGAGAAGGCACUUGGAUCAAUGGUUGGUUCCAUGACACCUCUUCCAUUGCUUCUAAAACUAAGGGUAUCUGUGAGUCACACCAACCUUAGGAUCAGGGCUAAAGCUGCUGUUUCUCUAUCCAAAUGUGUCUCCAAGAUGGGAAUUGAGGGAAUGGAAGAGUUUGGAAUGGAAAAGUUGAUAGAAGUUGCAGCUGAUUUAGUGAAUGAUAGACUUCCAGAGGCAAGAGAAGCAGCAAGAAGUAUUGCAACUUCAGUGUAUGAGGCAAUCAUUAAGAAUGUGGAAGAAGUGGAAGAGAAGAUGGAAGUGUGGCAAAGCUUCUGCCACUCUAAGCUAACCCCAAUUAAUGCACUUUCAAUCUUGAAGAUUGUUAAACCUUAGAAUUAUAGGAGUAUUUUGUUUUGUAGGGUUUGCUCAUACUUGAGGCAUGUUUUGAAAUUUAGUUUUAUUUGUGGCAAUGUUCAUGGUUCUACAUGAGCAGUCUUUAGCUAAUAAGAUUUCAUUUUGUUUGAUGUUGUAGCUACAUUUACUUUUAUAUUUUUAUAUUGAAAAAGCAAAAUUUAUUA